This is a messenger RNA of Pipistrellus kuhlii (Kuhl's pipistrelle), 1059 nucleotides long. RefSeq names its product basic proline-rich protein-like. The transcript has 2 exons. The coding region runs from base 1 to 1059 and encodes 352 amino acids. The record is from RefSeq and is a predicted model, not a curated record. NCBI's taxonomy places the organism in Eukaryota, Metazoa, Chordata, Mammalia, Chiroptera, Vespertilionidae.
AUGGCUGCAGGCGGGGCCAAGGAAAAGCCGCCGCCCUGGGGCUGGAGCGGGACGCGGCCCGGCGGGAGGCAGUCCCAGCGGCCAGCGAGUCCGGGAGCGGCCUCCACCCGCUUCCUCGCCGACCACGCGUCAGGCGACGACCGCUCGGUGUCAGGGCGGCCGGUGUGGGGGCCGGGUACUCCGCUGGCAGCCCCACGCCCCGCAGUGACAGCGCCCAGACCGCCCCCGUCGGAAGGCGCGGGGCGGCUCUGCGCCUCGGGCGCCGGCGGCCGGGAAGCGAGGGCGGCGGGGAAGGUCCGGAGGAGCCCGGCGGCCCGCACUUCCGCUCCCGGCCCGGCCGCCCAGCCCCGCCGUCCCGCACAAAGGCCCCCCCCCCCCCGGCGGCCCGCGCACGGGAGCCCGAAGCCCCCGCCCGCCCGGCCCGGGCCCCUACCUUCUCCGGGAGGGAGGCGUCCGGUGCCGCGCGGUCGGCUCGGGCCGUGGCUUGUCAGCUCCCGCUCGGCCUCUCCCGCGGACUGGCGCGGCCUCUCCUCUCGGGCGGGGCGGGCGGCGGCUCUUCCUCCUCCUCCUCCUCCUACUCGGCGGCGAGAGGCGGGGACUCGCGGCCCGGAGCCGCCUCCAGGCCCGAAAGGACCCCCGCGGCACAGCCUUCUCGAAGCGCCCCGCCCGCUCCUCCCGCCGCCGCCGCCGCUCCCUCCGGAAAUGCAUUCCUCGCCGCGUCAGCCGCUCGCCGCGCCCGGGCGGGAGGAGGCGGCCGGAAGCCGGGCUCGGACAAAGGAGCCGGCCGUGGGAGCGGCCCGCGGCGGGGGGACGGGGGGGGGGCGGGGGGAGCGCCCCUCGACCGGGCCGCGCGGUGCCUCAGUUUCCUGUGCUGAGCGGAGGGGUGUGGCUGUGCACCCGCGCCCCCUCCUCCCCGCCGGGCCCCCCUUCUCCGCCGGACCCCCCUUCCCCGCCGGACCCGCCUUCCCCGCCGGACCCCGCUUCCCCACCGGCCAUCGGUUCUGCGUCCCGAAGCUGCAGCUAGCAGCCCCGGGACCGUGCGAGACAGCGGGGCUGUAG